Eremothecium cymbalariae DBVPG#7215 is the source of this 1095-nucleotide messenger RNA. Its product is annotated as endonuclease III domain-containing protein. The coding region runs from base 1 to 1095 and encodes 364 amino acids. The transcript has a single exon. Lineage: Eukaryota; Fungi; Ascomycota; Saccharomycetes; Saccharomycetales; Saccharomycetaceae. Gene Ontology annotation, cellular component: nucleus. Gene Ontology annotation, biological process: base-excision repair; base-excision repair, AP site formation; nucleotide-excision repair. The record is from RefSeq and is a predicted model, not a curated record. Gene Ontology annotation, molecular function: oxidized pyrimidine nucleobase lesion DNA N-glycosylase activity; DNA-(apurinic or apyrimidinic site) endonuclease activity.
AUGAGGUCGUUAAAUAAGACGUUGAAAAGGUCAAGGGUUGAAAUUGAGCUGGAGACAGUUUCGAAAUACUUUAAGAAGGAGGUAACGACAGUUCCCCCACCUCAAAAUGAAGACAAAGUGGACCAAGAUGUUGACAUCAAGCACAUAAAAUCCAUGAAUUCCCAGGAAUAUUUUGAUUAUAUUGAAGUCCGUGCUAGUGAUGUGGUUUCUGAUUCCUUUAAUAUAAAGUAUAGCCCCUCAUUUCCCCCAACUUUCCUGCCGAUAUAUUCGAAAGUCCGACUUAUGAGAACUAAGCUGGUCACACCAGUUGAUUCAGUAGGUUGUGCCAUGCUUCCAGUGACGAUAAAUGAAAAGUUUGGCAUUAAAAAGUACGAAAUGCUGCCUAAAAACUAUAGAUUGCAGUUACUUGUGUCAUUGAUGCUGUCUUCUCAAACUAAAGAUGAGACAAAUGCACAAGCCAUGUACAAUCUUAUGGAAUAUUGUGUGGAUAAGUUAAACAUAAAGCAAGGUAUAACGCUAAAUUCGCUACUGGAGAUAGAAGAAAAACAACUGGAUGCACUAAUAUAUUCAGUUGGAUUUCACAAGAAGAAAUCCGGAUAUAUCAAGAGAAUGGCUCAGAUGCUUCUAGAUGAAUUCGAGCAAGACGUUCCUACAACGAUAACCGGUUUGAGCUCUUUGCCCGGAGUCGGUCCUAAAAUGGGAUAUCUGGCCCUGCAAAAGGCUUGGGGUAUAAUAGGGGGCAUAGGCGUAGAUGUGCAUGUUGAUCGACUAUGUAAGAUGUGGAAAUGGGUUGAUCCAAAUAAGUGUAAAACACCUGAACAUACACGAAAGGCACUUGAAUCUUGGCUGCCUCAUGAACUAUGGAACGAGAUCAACCCUGUUCUGGUUGGAUUUGGACAAGUUAUAUGCCCUGCACGCGGAAAACGUUGUGAUUUAUGCCUUGCUAAUAAGGUAUGCAAGAGCGCAAAUCAUAAGUUGGUGAAAUCUGGUUCAUUGGAUGAAUGUGAAACCAGCAAACGUGGGGAUUACAGUAAGCUGUUGGAACAUUUAAAAGAACGGCCUCCGUCCCCCUCUGCUCAGAUACUGAAAAAGUAG